Messenger RNA from Wasmannia auropunctata (little fire ant), 5095 nucleotides. RefSeq lists its product as uncharacterized. The record is from RefSeq and is a predicted model, not a curated record. Bases 36 to 3302 code for a protein of 1088 amino acids. The transcript is spliced from 4 exons. Gene Ontology annotation, molecular function: protein binding. Lineage: Eukaryota; Metazoa; Arthropoda; Insecta; Hymenoptera; Formicidae.
CGUCCCCCAGGUAUGUACGGUACGGUGUUGACAGCAUGACAGCGGUAUAUCCGAUCUUACCGAAACUGGCGGUGAGGGACAACCUCGACGACGAUGACCUCACCGACAUCGACGACGAGGUGUUCAUCAGGGACGGGAGAAACGGCGGGCUGAAGUUGGACGACGACGGCGGGGUGAAGCAGCCCCUCAUGGCACCGCGUAGAAAGUGCAAAAAGCCCUGCAACCUGGAGACCCACAAGAUCCCGUACAACAUACUCCUCGGCCCGGUGUGCUGCGGUGCCGCAGCGCUGAUCAUACUGUUAGGCUUAAUCGUAAUUUGUAUAUUCACCGUAAAUAUCUUCCCGAUGAUCGACCCGCCGAUAAGUAUAUUUGGAAAGUGGAUGUCGCACAAGGCGAAGGAUCCCAUAAACGAGUCGGAGAUCAUUCCGUGCACCUCGCUCUCGUCCAAAGUUCUGUGGACCGUAUCGUUGCCAAAGUUAACACCCGAGGCGCCUCUUAGGAGCAACGACGUUAACUCCGAUGGAAUUGAAGAUAUUAUCGUGGGAUUUAGCACAGGUCUGGAUAUGAUGGACAUGGAGUAUAUCUGCACUAUAUACUUUGGAAAUCAAACGCCCUGUCUGGGCGGUGUACUAGCGCUGAACGGCAAAACGGGCGAAACCAUCUGGACACAUUGGACCGCCCAUUCGAUACUCUCCGUUAACUGUGACGCUGAUUUGACGAACGACAAGAUCAAGGAUUGCAUUAUAUCUGGACGCGGUGGGAUACUGCAGGCUAUUGACGGCCGCGACGGCUCCAGUGUAUGGAAGAUACCGCUUCAGGAUCUGGCCUCUGAGCUGCAAAUAAUUUCGGACGUCUACGACGCGAGAUUCGUAGCGGAUAUGGACGGCGACGGGGUCGCCGAUGUGAUAGCGUCGCACGUCAUGCAGUCGGACAGCGUUCAAGCGAGCAAUAUACUCGUGAUAUCGGGUAAAAGCGGCAACGUCAUACGCAACAUUAAUUUGCCAGAUACAGAGCAGCUGUUCAUAGCGCCGCAGAUUAUAGUGCAUCCCGACGGAGAGAACAUAUUCGUUCUGGCUACAACCAGUCAGCAAGAUUCCGGAGGACUUUAUAUAGUGUCGCAAGCUGAUAUAUUUUACGGUGAUCUGAAAUUGCGAAAGCUCAAUCAUAACACCGGCAGAAAUGCGCUGUUGCCGCCGAUCCUAAUCGAUAUUACGUCGGACGGGAUUGAAGAUAUUGUCGCCGCGAUGUUCAAUUCGACGAUUGUAGCGUACAAUGGAACCACGUUCGAGCCCAUCUGGAAUUACACAGUUCCCAAUUCCGAGGUAAUUAGCAUUCCCAUUCCCGGUUAUUACAACGACGACGAUAUACCGGACUUCAUGGUGAAGCAUCAGAUAGGCACCGGCUUGUCCACGUACUACUACACCGUGGCCACGGUCAUAGACGGUCGUAACGGGCAGCCUUUGCUCGAGAAACCGAUGGAGGACAGUCUGAGCGGGCAAAUGUCCGGAUUGUCGAUCACCGUCGACGGAUUCGGUAACGAUUGGUUUUUGCACUGGUCCACCGACUGCUUGAAUUACGAGGGGGUCAAGGAGAAAUACCAGUUUCUGAAAGGCCAGAGCUUCAUAUCGCAAACACGCGCCGACCUCUGCUCCCUGAGAUUCAAUUCGACGCUCACCACGAGACUGCUCGCUUUGAGCCAGCACGUCGGUCCGCCCGGGCAGUCGCUGUACUUCUCGGAGCACUGGAAGUCGGUGGAGUUCAAUAAUUCCGUCGACCUGCGAAGGGAAGAGGAGAAGAAUCCGAAUUCCCGAUCAAGGGUCACCGACGCUUACGCGAGCGUACCUCUCGUUUCCGAGAGGUCGCCGAGAGUCCAUAAGAACCAUCGGAAAGACAGCAUCUUCAAGCACAAGGAUAAUAUAUUCGAGAUCAGCAAAUACGACUCGGACGCGGUAUACAAGAACUUCGACGAGUCCAAGAGCCACAAGAAACACAAUCCCGAGGACACCGUAGAGAACGCGUAUUCGGACAUGGAGCUAGCGUGGAAGCCGGAUAACAAAUGGACGGAGGAUGACGCGCAGUCGGAUAAAGAAUACGAUAACGUGUACGAGAGUGAUAACGGUAACAACGAGGACGGGCAGCAGAGUGUAGAUUAUUCGCAGGAUGAAGCGCGAGAGAAGAGGAGCGUCGUCACCGUUGUUAAAGAUCCACAUUCGAUAAAUAUUUCUCACAAAGAAAUUGGCGAUUACUCAACGCCUGAAUCGACACAGCGUAAUUUACGACUGAAUCGUGAGAAAAUCAGCCCAGGAAGAACGAAUGAAAUGAAAGACAUCAACGACAAGAAGAAUGACUCGGUGAACGAAGUUGAUGCGACGAAUAUAUCAAUGACGCCAAUUCCCAAUUCUCACGAAAAGUUAUCUACGUCGAGCGACAAAUCAAAUAUUGAGAGGACUACUACAAUAUGGAGUGCAUUAAAUACGGGCGAAUUAAUAGAAAGAAAGAGCACAAAUACGAGCACGGAAUUGCCGGAUGUCGCGCUUACUGAAGCAGCAAAAGUUACUAAAAAUCAAAUAAUCACCGGCCGUCAAAGGGCAACUUUCGCUAUUAAAAAAAUCGUAGACGUGACACAGCGAAGACAAAUUUAUAAGCAUAGCUUCCCCAGCAUUGUCCAGGACGCGGACGAUGACGCUAGUAUAGAAAAAAUAUUUAAACGGGAGUCGCUGAAAAAUCAAAGUAAAGGCAAGAUUAACAAGAAGCAGUUGUCGAUGGCCGAUAAAGUUGUUAAAAUACGGCAGAAGCGAAGAACGAAACGAAACUCCGGAACCGACGGCAGUCGGCCGAGCGGUGCCAGUCGUAUUCAGAAGCAGGCGCCAACCGGUAUUCUACUGCCGUCUAUCGUCGAAUCCAAGGGGAAGACGUCGGUAGAUUUGGUGUUCUCCACGUUCUGGCUACCGUCGUCCGACGUGUCUCUGAUCCUGUCUCAGGCGGACGUGGAGUGCAUCGAUAAGAAGAAGGCGCUGCUGGACAGCAAACUUGAGUACAAGAAAGACGACGACAUCAUCGGCGAAUGUUUGUCCGAGCGCGGCAUUAAUUACAGAUUGUAUCAAGAGGCGAUGGAUAGGGAAAAUACCAAGGUCGCGCUUGGUCAAAUGACAAUAUAUAGGAUGAAGCUAGAAUGCGUGUGCCCGGAGGAUAUGUUACCCAAUCAAACGUGCAGAAAUAUUUCAACGCAUCAGAGCUGGCCGCAGUAUCUGGGCUCUUCUGGAAACGGCUACUUCAAGCCAUUGCGUAAAUUAAAUAUUUGAAGAAAUUACAAGGUACUACUACUUUUUUUUGCCGAACUGUACGAGUUAUUGAGGAAACUUUUAUUGCAACGCCCUCUGACGUUCAUUUCGACCAAUGCAAUGAUUAACUUUAAUCUCGGUUUAACUUUGUUUCUAUACCCUUCUAGUUCGAAAAUUUACGAAAAAUUUACGAAAAAAGUUACGAAAAAUUAGAAAAAGAUAGAGAAUGAGUUGAACUGAGAUUAAAGUUAAUCUACAAUGGUAGAAAUGGGCCUGAUGGAGAGUCGUUAACGAUUAACGGAAUCAAUGAAUUAUCGAAUAGUCUCGUGCGCUAUUUGUAAAAGUAUACAUUGUAAAAGUAACAAUCGUAAUUCUAAUCAAUUGUUACAUAAGUGAUUUAUAUUAAUAUUUGUAUGCAAUUUUCUUCGCGAAAUAGAAGAGAUGCAGAUAUCCGCGUAUUUGUACAUAUAAGAAUAUUGUUGCGCUCUCGCAAUUAAAAUUUUUAUCGUUUAAUUUUGAAAAGAAUUGCUAUAAUUACAUGUCUGUUAAUCACUUACUGAUAAUUGAAAGUUUUUUCUCAGAACGCAGUUACGAAUAAAGAGAUAACUAAGUGGCUACGAUCCACUUGAUGCUACAAAUACUUUCGAAGCAUUCUUUGAUUAGUUAAAUAGUAAAUAAUUAUGUAUCAGAAUCGAUCGUGGAGUGUUUCAAACAAUUAAGAUGAGCAAAUGCUAAAAUGGUAUAAAGCGAAUAUUGGUGAUUAAUAAUAAUAUUUUUAUAUGUGAAUCUUACGAUUGCUCAGUUUAAGCAAACUGCGCGCCGCGUAAUCGUCGGUCUGGCUUAGGUAAUAUUUUUCGCAAUAAGUUAUUUUUACAGGGUUUAAAAAAGAUGCUCAAAAGCAUCGAAUUAUCAUUAUUAGAUUGCUUUGGCAAUUGUGAUAUUACGAUUGUACUAUUUAGAUUGGAGCUGUGUUUUAAAGACCGACAAUUAUGCGAUGCACAGUUUGCUUGAACUGAGCAUUGUAAGAUUACGUAUAAAAUAUUAUUAUUAUUAAACACCAAAAUCCAUUUUGUGUUGUCGUUUGCUUAUCUUAACUGUUUUAAUUAAAAAGUCUUUUGACUGAUCAAUCAAAUAUAUGCUUUUAAGCAUUUGUAGCGUUAAAUGAAUUGCAUCCUGUACGUGCCAAAGGAGAUUUCGAUAACUUCUUUUUAUGUACAAAUAUAUAUUCUAAAAUCUAUCAUGACUUAUACGAUUGCAUAGAAAUUAAUAUAAUUAAUGUUGAAAGUAUACGUUAUAUCAGUAAUAAUUUAUAAUAUAAUAUCUAUAUGAAUUGAAAUAUUAAUCAUAUAUAUAUAUAUAAUAUGUUACUACAUAUUGAUAAUCAAAGUUUACAUAACUGUAUAGUCCGAUGUGUGUGUUGAUUGUAUCAGCAGAUACAAAUAAUCUAUAUAUCUAACAAAAAAAUAUAAGCCCCAUAUUCAGAACGCGCUUAUAAUGUUAGCGCGCUAACAAGUUUUGAAAAAAUUUAACGGAAACUAUAUAUGCUAAAUGCGCUAAUAUCGUUGUAAGUGCGUUUUGAACACGGGCCAUAUUCUGGUGCUAUCGAUUUAUAUGCAUUCUUACGUGCAUUUCCUAUAAUUUAAAAGGAAAAGAAAUCAAUGAUUUUAUUAAAUAAAGUUUCCGAAUAAUAUUGUCUGCUGUCUGCUUAAUGAAGAUUCAUUAAUUACGUUUGCAGGAUAACUUAUAUAAACAUUUAACCACUGUUGAGUGUAACACAAGUAUUCGAAGAAUAUAAAAUAUACAUUAUUGAUCAA